AUGUCGUCCGAGAAGGGCAACGUACACUACCUUCUGGGCGUCAAGCCAGAAGACAGCCAUGUCAAGUCGCACGCCAGCCGCACGGCUGACGAAGAGUGUGCGUACAUGAUUCCUACACUUCUGGAUCUCGCCAAGUCGGUACCGAAGCUCAGAUUACUAGAUGUGGGAUGCGGUCCCGGCAGCAUAACGUGCGGUCUUGCACGCCUAGUCCCAGGCGCUGAAGUCGUUGGUCUUGACAUGUCCGAAACCGUACUGGAAGCGGCUAGGAUGGAAGCUAACAGUCAAGGCGUAACGAACGUGAACCAUCGGUGUAUAGCGCAUCUUCAGCACCACGUCAGCGCUAUUAACGAGCUGGCCCGCGUCAGCCGUAAAGGCGGCGGUCGUUUGUGCAUGCGGGAAGGCAUUCUUCCUACCUUCAUGUGGUACCCACUCAAUCCCACGCUUGACGAGGCCUGGAGAGCCAUCAUGGCUGCCUAUGAAGCCAACGGAGCACUGACCGACGCCGGCCGGAGACUCAAGGCAUGGGCGGUUGAGGCUGGCGUACUACGCGAGACAAUUUGCGUUCACGGUAGGAUCAUGGUGCUACGAUACACCGGGGCGCCGGAAGCGUUGGGCGCAGCCUGGCCAGCAAGGGUUUCGGAAGGGUCGCUUGCAGAAAGAGUGGUCGACAUAGGCGCAGCGUCGAGGGAACGUCUCACAGAAUACGCUGAAGCCUGGCGGCAAUGGAUCGACGACGAAGACGGGCUGUUCAUGUUAAUGCACGGUCAGGUUAUAGCUCGGUUCUAG
Baudoinia panamericana UAMH 10762 is the source of this 786-nucleotide messenger RNA. RefSeq lists its product as uncharacterized. The coding region runs from base 1 to 786 and encodes 261 amino acids. The record is from RefSeq and is a predicted model, not a curated record. The transcript is spliced from 4 exons. Lineage: Eukaryota; Fungi; Ascomycota; Dothideomycetes; Mycosphaerellales; Teratosphaeriaceae.